Molecule: messenger RNA, 1695 nt
Organism: Macrosteles quadrilineatus (aster leafhopper)
Lineage: Eukaryota; Metazoa; Arthropoda; Insecta; Hemiptera; Cicadellidae
Exons: 9
Coding region: 107-1630 (507 amino acids)
Biological process (GO): protein dephosphorylation
Molecular function (GO): protein tyrosine/serine/threonine phosphatase activity; polynucleotide 5'-phosphatase activity
Source: RefSeq, a predicted model, not a curated record
CUUUGGCAAUUAUUAUAAAAGCGUAAACGUAAACAUAAAACAUUAAACAAUCUCUUCUCUAAUUAGGCCUACCUAAUAUUUUAAAUUAUUAUCGAAUCAUAUCAACAUGGGAAAAGGUGGAAUACCUGACAGGUGGCUACCAUAUUCUCCGAUGGGCAGCGUAGUUCCUGGAACACGUUUCAUCGCAUGUAAAGUUCCACUUAAUGAUGGGUUGUUGAAGAGGCUGCCUCCAAAUGAAAGAUUUGGUCCCAGGAACCUGAUUGAGGCUUGUCCCAAGAUAGGUCUUCUAAUCGACCUCACCAACACAACUCGCUACUACUUCACACAGGAAUUCACCGACGAGCGAAUUCAGUAUGAAAAGAUAUACUGUCCAGGACAAGUGGUCCCACCGAACUCGAUAGUCAAAAAGUUUUAUCAAGUUGUCGAUGACUACCUCGCUUCAGAAGAAGACCCAGAUGCUGUGAUUGUAGUUCAUUGUACCCAUGGAGUUAACCGGACAGGUUAUUUUAUUUGUCGGUAUAUGAUUGAGAGGUUGAACAUGUCACCAGAAGAAGCUAUUAAAAAUUUUCAAAAGGCUCGAGGACAUGGCAUCGAGAGAGAUACGUACGUGAAUGAUCUAAGAAAUGGCUGCAAAGGUGGGAACGAAUCUGAUCUCCGUUUUGUGCCAUACUCAGCUCAAGGUAGGAACCAAAGAAGAACAGAUACACACCAUACAAACAACUAUAGAAGACGAGGUUUUGAUACAAACAGUACUAGUAACGAAUGGAAAAGAAGAAGAUUUGAAAAUAAACAUAACUAUAAUGAUGAUUCAAAUAGAGGAUUUGAAAGUCAGAAUAGCAGAUCAAGGUACUUUCCUGGCAAUGACAGACAGAGGCGCCCAGAGGAAGAUAGUAGAUACAUGCACAACUGGCGACAUAGAGAUAACCACCCUUCUGACUCUUCUACUACACCACUUCCACAGUUCACCCCUCAUCAGCAGCCACAUCAGCCUCACAUAGAACCUCCCUCUUACAUUCGUACAGGUGAUAGCAGCAGAGGUUUCAAUCCCCAGCCCAAAUUUUCCUUUUCCUCUCAACACGGUGAAGCUAGAGACUUUCAGAGUCGUACAGGAGAUAGCAAUAGAAGUUUUAAUCCCAUGCCGAAGUUUUCAUCUUCGUCCGAACCCAGUGAAGCUAGAGACUACCAAAGUCGUACAGGUGAUAGCAAUAGAAGUUUUAAUCCCAUGCCGAAGUUUUCAUCUUCGUCCGAACCCAGUGAAGCUAGAGACUAUCAAAGUCGUACAGGCGAUAGCAGCAGAAGUUUUAAUCCCAUGCCGAAGUUUUCAUCUUCAUCCAAACCCAGUGAUGCUAGAGACUUUCAGAGUCGUACAGGCGAUAGCAGCAGAAGUUUUAAUCCCAUGCCGAGAUUUUCAUCUUCGUCAAAACCCAGUGAAGCUAGCGACUUUCAGACCCAAACACAGACUUCAUCGAGAUUAGCAGAUGCUGGUGUGUAUCAAGACAAUGUGAAUGAAUCUAAUGUUAGACAUACAAUGUCCAACCAAGAACGUGGUCGUGGUCGUGGUCGCGGUCAUGGUCAUGGUCGUAGUCGUAGCCGAUGGUACAAACCCCGCAGAGAUCAAAACUCUAGUUGAUAUCUUGUACUGUACAUAACAGAUACAAUAAGUGCAACUAAUGUAAAUAAAAGCAUUGACUAUUA